UCCAAUUUUCUGAACGCCUUCCAUUGGUUUACAUUUCGCUUGCUCUCCAGUGUUUGACAAACCACGAAAAUAAAAUUGAAAAACCAUUUAAAAUAUUUAGUAAGAUAAUGGUAAGGCGGAGAAAGGUCACAAAGUUAUUAUUUUCGUGCGCUCAAGUGUAAAUCAAAGAAACGUGUGCGGUGGCAAAUUUACGCAGCCUGAAGAAAAGGCCAAAAAUCAAUAAGCGUGUAACAUUUGUAAACACGACAAGCCCUCUUGGAUUUUCUCUACGGAACCAACCCCUGCCACUCCCCCCACCCCCCCCCAGUGAACUGUGACCGCCAGCUGCCCCAAAAAGAGAAGGAAAACCGCAGAAAUAACCAUUAGCCACCGAAAUGAUUGCCAACUUUGCGCUGUCUUUGCUGCUAAUGAUUGCGGGAGCAGCAGCCACCGCGGAGCAGGUGGAGUACCUGGAUCCACAGCAAUCUUCGCCAGCGGAUCACCGUCUUAGCAAACGCAUGGAUCUGGAGGUGUGCAUAGGUCACUUUGACGUUCAUAAAAACACCAUAAUUCGCACCGGGGAAUCCCAGGCGAUUGGAGGGAAGUACCUGCAGGGUCUCGAGUUGGACACCAUCGAGGAGUGCGAAAGGCUCUGCUGCGAAACGGAGUCCUGCGACGUGUACAUCUUCGAGCGGAAGGCCGGCGGCUAUUGCUAUCUCUUCGAGUGCGGCCCUCCGGAGGAUUUCCGCUGCAAGUUUACGCGUCACGCCAACUACACCAGUGCCGUGCUGAACCCUCAACCCAGGCAGACCAGCGAGUUGGCCAGCACUCCGCGUCCGCAGUUGCCCCACAUCCCCAGCAACAAUGUGUCGCAGCAGGAAUGGGAACUGAGCAAUUUGAAGCUGAAGCCGGAAGCGAGGGACAAGCCCACAGUUUCCACCGCCGCGGUGGUGGCACCCACAUUGGGCACGGGAACGGGAGCGGGCUUGGGCCAGUCAACAGCUUACCAAGCGCAAAGUGCUCCCGCUGCGCAUUGUGGUCGCUUCCAGUUCACCUGCCAUUCCGGAGAGUGUAUCGCGGUUUACAAUGCCUGCGAUGGAAUUCCCCAGUGCGAGGAUGGGAGCGACGAGGGACCGGAAUGCAUCACGUUAUCGUCAACGGCCACAAAAUCGGGCAGUAGCAGCAGCAACUUGGAGGCCGUGAAGCCCAUGGUACCGCAAUAUCUGCCUGUGCAGAACGUGCAACAACAGUUGCAGGUCGUGGCCCAGCAGCAACAGCAACAACAGCAGCAGCAGCAACAAGCGCAGCAGCAACCACAACAUGUCAUUGUCUUGGGUCCACCACCACCACCGCCUCCCCCACCGCCCAUGGUGAACAACCGCGAAGAUGCCGCCGCCUGGGCAAACCGCAAGAUGAUUGCCGAAGGGCAGCAGCAGCAACAGCCACUGCCGCAGCAGCAACUGCAACAGCAGCAGGCACCUCAGCAAAAGGCAGAAGGCAUAAGCACCGAUGAGCAGAGCCACAUAUUCAGCCACAAAGGCGGUCUCCAAUUGCAGCAGCCGGCGAAUGGACAGGGGCAACUCCAGGUUCAGGGGCAGAGCCAGGGACCAGCGGCGGUUCAGGUUCAGGGGCAAUCAGCACCGCUCCAAUUGCCCGGCUACGAUGGCAAUCAAGCUAUGUAUGGCAUGUCGCUGCCACGCUCCGGAAUUUACUUGUCACAGCAGCAACAUCUACCGCAGCAGCAACUCCAAGCAUCCGCCGGCCAGCCGCAGGUGCAGCCCAAUGCCGUGUGGCCCCCACAAACUCCUUUGGCCCCGCAGCAGCAACAGUCGCCUGUGCAGCAGCAACCAUCGAUGACACCGCAGCAACCUGGUCAUGUCUACGCCGCAGCUUCACCCAUCCAAUCCUCGCCAGCCCAGCAGCAAUCCAUGCUGCCUGUCCUGAAUGCAGCACCCGCCCUGGGAAAAAAUCAGGGCCCAGCGGUGGAUGGGGACUACGAGGAUUACGAUGAGGAAAAUUACACAGAGGCGCCCAAAAAGAAGCAACACAAGCACAAGAAGGUCAAGGCGAAGAUGGCCAAAGAUCCCAUUGAACUAGCCCUGGAGCAAAAUAAGCAACAGCAGGAGGGAUCACGGCCAGCACUGCCCGUUCCCGUUUCUCCAGUGCACGAGCAGCACAAGAUGAUCCAUGAGAAUCUGGCGAUGGAGUUCCGGGAUCACGACGGCCACUCGGAGCGUCCCGGUGGAGCUGUCCUCUCGCUGACUUUGGGCCUGCUGGUGACAGCCGCCCUGGCCAUUCUGAUUGGGUGCAGGAUGCGGACGGUGAGCCGGAGGGCACGACGUCUGGGCGGCAAGACGCCCUAUUCCCAGGAGGCCGACUUCCUGGUCAACGGCAUGUAUCUUUAAGGCAUCUGCCUGUGGGGUUUGACGGGGCUUGCCAAGAUUCUUUGAGUUGUUCCACGCGCGGGGGAUCGCGCGCAAAUAUUUAUAAUUAAUAGUGUAAUGAAAAACAUAUUUUAUAUAAACAAAGAUGUAUCAAAU
Messenger RNA from Drosophila rhopaloa, 2519 nucleotides. Its product is annotated as homeotic protein female sterile. NCBI's taxonomy places the organism in Eukaryota, Metazoa, Arthropoda, Insecta, Diptera, Drosophilidae. The transcript has 6 exons. The record is from RefSeq and is a predicted model, not a curated record. The coding region runs from base 375 to 2384 and encodes 669 amino acids. Gene Ontology annotation, molecular function: protein binding.